AAUCUAAGGGGUCUUUCAUUGUGCGAAAUUUUGAAUUUGUUUUUGGGUAUGAUUUCGGCGCAUCCAGAUGGAGCGAGAAUAUUUUUUUGCGUUUGCUUUUUCAUGUUGUUCUCUUAGUUCGAAUCCGGAAAUGAGCUUUCUUUUCUCAAACUUGUUUUGGUUCGCUGUUUAUUUUCGUUGAUGCGUUGACGAUUUAUGUGACAGUUGCUUUUCCGCAUCUGAGGAACCUCGUAACGGACUAUUGAACAAUACAUGCGUUUGAGUUAAAUAUGCCAUAUGUUUUGAAGAGAAGGAGAAAAUUAAUAUUGUAAUAUAUCGUGCUUAAGAACAGAGAGUUGUAAAGAUAGCGAAGGGGAAGACAGCCAGAGAAAAAGUAUAGGGUGUAAUGGUCUCUGAGAGGGAGCGUUUUGACCUCUCGGGGCCCUUACAUCUUACUUUUGUUGACUGGGGUAAUGCAUAUCAUCGAAUGUCAGUAGCUGCGAGUUUAGUCCAAGGUGUUUACAUACUAGAAAGGGACCGGCAAGAAAAUCGUGUAGGACCUAAUGCCCUUGCGCCUCCUUGGUGGACUUUCUUCCACUUUCAGUUGUUUCGUCCAUUGAUAGAUGACGUUGAUAAGUCCAUCUUUGGAGCCAUUUAUGAAUUCAAGCCUCCUCCCUCUUCUAAGGGUAAUGACACUGUAAAUAUUAGUCCACGAUAUGUGAUUGCAUUUCGAGGCACUAUACCAAGGGGAGAUUCAGUUUACCGUGAUAUCCAAUUGGAUAUGCACUUUGUCCGUAAUGGACUCCAUCAGACAUCUCGAUCUGACAUUGCUGUCCAAGCUGCUCGAAACAUGGUAGCCGCUGUAGGUGAUUCAAAUAUCUGGUUAGCUGGUCACUCAUUGGGAUCUGCCCUGGCAAUGCUUACUGGGAAAAGAAUGGCCAAGAGUGGCAUGUUUAUUCAAUCUUUUCUUUUCAACCCACCUUUUGUUUCUGCUCCAAUUGAGAGAAUCAAAAAUAAAAACUUGAAACUUGGGAUUCGAGUCGCCAGCAGUGUGAUAACAGCCGGACUCACCCUUGCCAUGAAGGCUAGGCAGAAAAAGGAAGUGUCCUUGGAUGAUCACUUGGGUCCAUUUCCUGCUUUGUCUUCCUGGGUCCCCUGUCUAUUUGUGAAUCCAUCUGAUCAUAUCUGUUCAGAGUACAUUGGAUAUUUUGAACACAGGAAGACGAUGGAGGAGAUUGGUAUAGGCGGUAUCGAAAGGUUAGCGACUCAAAAUUCAAUCGGCGAUCUGUUGAUGAGUGCUUUUGGGAAGGAAUCAGAAGCCGCACACCUCAUUCCUUCAGCUUCUUUGACAGUAAAUGUAACUCCUGUUCAGGAUUUCAGAGCAGCUCAUGGCAUUCAUCAGUGGUGGAAACCUUGUUUAAGUCUCGAACACAAGCUCUACAAAUAUAAGUAGCUCUAGUUAUUUGUCCUUUUCUUUUUUUUUAAUGUUUAUUUGGCGCUGCCGCUUUUAGUUUUCCAUGUGAAUGUCUGUGUAGUUUGAGCAAUGUGUAUGUAUGUAUGAUUGAACUGCAUUUCUUCUGUAAAUAGAAGCAUUGGCGGUUCAUGUAUCUUUACUGAUUGGUAAGGCUCUCCUCGUGUUUGGUGGACUUUGAAGUGGAGUGGAGGAGAAGGAGAUGGCAUAUGGAGACACAAAUCCUACGUCUGGUAUGCUUGAAAAUUAUUCCUUCUACCAUUCCUUUCCCAUGGGGCGAGGCCAAACCAUUCCAUAGGCGGGGUGAAGGAAUGGUACUGUAGAUCAAGGAAUAAACAGUGAAAUGUCUUAUUUGCG
Neltuma alba is the source of this 1807-nucleotide messenger RNA. RefSeq names its product GDSL esterase/lipase At4g10955. Bases 386 to 1432 code for a protein of 348 amino acids. The transcript has 3 exons. Gene Ontology annotation, biological process: lipid metabolic process. NCBI's taxonomy places the organism in Eukaryota, Viridiplantae, Streptophyta, Magnoliopsida, Fabales, Fabaceae. The record is from RefSeq and is a predicted model, not a curated record.